UUGUCAUUCAACAUGUCCUCGCUUUGUAGUCCGUGUAGAGAGACCUCCCAACGAGUUAGAGGACAUUUUGGGUUAUAAAACUACACUGCUCACAUCACUGUAAAUGUUCAAGGCACAAAUACCGCCUUUUUCAUGUCGCUUCCUGAAAAAAAGGUGGCUUUUUUAUUCUUCAUCACCUUCUCCAGUGAAACUGACAGCAGCACAAGCUCUCUUUCUUUCCCCCAGCUGAAGUGUGAGACAGUUUUUGAAGAACGUGUAAGGAGUGUGAGACAGUUUUCCUAUCUGGUUAAACAAAUAGAAGGUACAAAGAACACACUGCUACACAGAGCAGAGAUACCGUUUUCACACACACAGAGAUACAGUAACAGUCCCAGCCAUGCCUCGCAUCGAGAACGACAUCAAACUCGACUUCAAGGAUGUGCUGCUCCGUCCCAAACGCAGCACGCUCAAGUCCCGUAGUGAGGUGGAUCUGAUGCGCAGCUUUACUUUCCGGAACUCAAAAGGCAGUUACAGAGGUAUUCCCAUCAUCGCUGCUAACAUGGACACGGUUGGAACCUUUGAGAUGGCCAUGGCACUGCAUUCGUUCUCACUUUUCACUGCCAUCCACAAACAUUACUGCAUAGAUGACUGGAAAGAGUUUGCAGCGAAGCACCCAGAAUGCCUAGAGAGCGUGGCCGUCAGCACUGGAACAGGCGAGACUGAUUUUGAGAGACUCGCUGCUAUUUUGGCAGCUGUGCCACAGAUACAGUACAUUUGUGUCGACGUAGCGAAUGGAUAUUCAGAACACUUUGUGCAUUUUGUCAAGGACGUGCGGCAGAAGUUCCCUUCACACACCAUCAUGGCUGGUAAUGUGGUCACGGGAGAGAUGGUGGAGGAGCUGAUUCUCGCUGGUGCCGACAUCAUUAAAGUGGGCAUCGGUCCAGGCUCAGUGUGUACAACCCGUAAGAAGACAGGUGUGGGCUACCCUCAGCUGAGUGCUGUAAUUGAGUGUGCUGAUGCUGCUCAUGGCCUGGGUGGACACAUCAUCUCUGAUGGAGGAUGUACCUGUCCUGGUGAUGUCUCUAAGGCGUUUGGUGCGGGAGCGGACUUCGUGAUGCUGGGUGGAAUGUUGGCGGGUCACUCUGAGAGCGGGGGUGAGACCAUUGAGAAAAACGGCAAAAAGUACAAACUGUUCUACGGCAUGAGCUCUGAUACGGCCAUGAAGAAGCACGCAGGAGGAGUAGCAGAGUACAGGGCGUCUGAGGGGAAGACAGUGGAGGUGCCCUAUAAAGGGCCAGUGGAGGUCACUGUGAAGGACGUACUGGGUGGAGUUCGCUCCACCUGCACCUAUGUAGGAGCUGCUAAGCUGAAGGAGCUGAGUCGUCGUACCACCUUCAUUAGAGUGACUCAGCAACUAAACACUGUGUUUGGAAACAACGACUAAGACAUCGCUAAUGCUCAUGAGUGCCAAUCUGCUCUGACAGAUUUACUGCAUUAGUUAAAGAGCUAAACUAUGUCAGAUUCAUGCAAAGGUUUAGAAUUUUGUCUUUUGUCUGACAUUCACAAAUAAAAUGCACACAGCACCACACAGUGAUAAACCUCACAGCUUUUCCUGCAGCAGUGUUAUGGUUGUGGCUAACAUGGCUAAGAGAAAUUCACUUGCUUAGCCUUCAUAUAAAGACUUAACUGUACAGUUUGGCUUGAAAAUGUCUUGAAAAUUUGAAAAAUUAUAUCUUUAGUAGUAGUGUUUCUUCAGUUUAAUUCUCCAGGAAAUAUUUAAGAUGGAAAGUCUCUCUCUCUCUCUCUCUCUCUCUCUCUCUUCAUAUCCCAGGCUUCACUGCCCUUAAUUCAUUGACACUGUGUCUUAACAACAAGCCAAAUCCUGUUAAAGAGCCUUUUAUUUUACUAACUACUUUACUAAUGUACGGCUUUGUAGGUUUUUUCAUGUUUUUGAAUAAAUUAUCUGCAUGAACAGUUUUCCCCAAACUGGACCAAAACUAUUACUACAGCAAUUAUUGCCAUUCCACGUCAUUUAGUAUAAUUAAUGUCUUAGAAAUGACCUCUAUGCACUGAUGAAUAAAGGAGAUGACUGUCCUCUUGGUACUGAAA
Molecule: messenger RNA, 2088 nt
Organism: Pangasianodon hypophthalmus (striped catfish)
Lineage: Eukaryota; Metazoa; Chordata; Actinopteri; Siluriformes; Pangasiidae
Product: GMP reductase 2
Exons: 11
Coding region: 377-1423 (348 amino acids)
Biological process (GO): nucleotide metabolic process
Cellular component (GO): GMP reductase complex
Molecular function (GO): GMP reductase activity
Source: RefSeq, a predicted model, not a curated record